Diorhabda carinulata is the source of this 2602-nucleotide messenger RNA. RefSeq lists its product as uncharacterized. The transcript has 3 exons. The record is from RefSeq and is a predicted model, not a curated record. The coding region runs from base 97 to 1197 and encodes 366 amino acids. Lineage: Eukaryota; Metazoa; Arthropoda; Insecta; Coleoptera; Chrysomelidae.
GACAAAGGGGAAAUGGAAUAGUAUAUAAACGCUACUGGAAGUAGUAGCGCGUUUAUUUCUGUGAUUUUGUUGUUAAAGUGAUUGUUUAACAUUAACAUGGUUUGGAAAAUGACGGUGAUGGCAGUACUCGCCUUUGCAACGAUAUCAAGCGCUAUACCAUUAACAACAUUCGGAAAAUCUUCAUCAAGAGACGACUACGAACCUGUCCAAAAACCAGCUCAACAGCAAGAGGAAACAGAUUCUUACCAAUUAUAUCAAACACAAUUACCAACUGCACUUGAAUUACCGAAACAAGACGCGAAACAAACACAAUUCUACGUUCCGGAACCAGUGAAUGUACUUAAGGCACCUCAAGAAUCCCAAGAACCAAACUAUUACCAGGUUCCUAUUCCCAGUGAAGAAUUAGUUGCACCAAUAGAUACGGAAUGGAAUCCUAAUGGCGAUCCGAUGUACUAUUAUCAAGUACCAGCUGUCAUUUCUAGACAAGAAUUGCCUACAAAAGAAUUUCCCAAGAAAUAUAACGAAGAUAUUCAUGACAAGAAAAAGCCCUAUUCAUCGAAACCUAAGCUAGAAGUUAUUUUUGAACCAAUUAGUGCGAAAGAAUACGAAGAUAAACAGAUACAGUUAACCAAAAAUUUUGAUCAAUUAGCUAAAAAGGAAAAUCAAAAGUUAAUAAAGGUAGUGCCUUAUCCUAAAAUAAUUGCGCCUAGAACAAAAAUGCAAACUACAGACAGUACACCAAAAUAUACUGACAGCAUAAUCAAACCUGCUUUAAUCGUACCUCACCACACAUACCAAAGUACACCCACAACUACAACAACGAGCAGUGUUAAUGAACCUUCAGAUAGUAUCACAGUACCCAGUGAUCAUGUUGAAAGAUCUACUGCAGAAUUUAAUACUGGGCUUAGCGGACAACUCAUAAAUUCCUUGGGUAUUCCUUCAUCAGCCUCUACGCAUGAAGGGGCUUCUCCUGGUGAAAGGCUUGAAUUUCAUAUAUCAGGUCAUGAUGGCCCUCUUUCUUACAAAUGGGGAUAUGAUACUGGAAAAGGACACAACAGGCUAUUUAGAUACGAAGAAAAAGACAAAGAAGGCAUUGUGAGAGGACAUUACGGCUUUUAUGAUGAAGAAGGGAAGCUUCAAGUUGUCCAUUACGAUGCCCAUCCACAUACAGGUUUUCAUGUUGCCGACAAAAUAUAAGAUGGAUAUAUUAUAAUUAAAAUGAAAAUUGUGAAAUAUAUUCGAGGCGUUAUAGUUAGUUGACUGAAAACUACAAAUUCACCAAACGAAAACCAUCAAUUGAGGAAUUGCUUGGUACUUUUGCAAACAUAAAUUGAUUACCAAAUCAUCAAUUUUUAAAAACCUAAAUUGUAUAUAUUCUUCUUAGAUUAUGUAGGCAGCUUCAAUAUAUAUUAUCAUCUAGCAUAGGUACUAGUUACAAAAUGUUGUUAAUAAUGUUUUAAUACUUAACCUUAUAUUGGUUAUACUAAUUAAUGUUUUUCUUCGCAAGUAUUUGUUCAUAUAGUGGACAAAAAAGUCUCGUAAGCUAUUGAAAUUUAUAAUUGUAUUUGAAUAUACUUCAUGUAUAUUGGACUGGUAAAGGCGCGCCGAGCAGUCAACUAGAACAGCGGUCAUCAUCCCACAGAUACCCCACAGCUUCCUCAAGGAACUUGCAGCUAAAUCUAAAUAAAAUCCAGAUAGGAUUUCACUUAGACCGAAAGCUGACUUGGCAGAAACACAUAUUGAAUAAGCGAGUGUUACUCUAUAAAAGCAUCCCAGUAAUUCCAACAUAGAGAUCCUGCAGAGAUUUCAGAACAAGGUGUUGCGCAUCAUUGUCAACGCUCCCAGAUAUGUGCUCAAUAGUGUUAUAGUGCGAAAUAUCCAAAUUAAAUCAGCUAAAGAAGUGAUCAAUGUGUACAAUUUAGUGACACAUACAGCUACAGAGUGUCAACGCAAUAUAUUGUAAAAGUAUGUAGGAUAGUACAUUGGUAGUAUCUCUACCCAUGCCAUUGUAAAUCAUAACAACAGCUCAUUGCCUCAGAGAAGAUUGCUGAAUAAAUGGAGUGCAAUGCAAUGCAAUGCAAGACGCAAUAUUCCUUCACCAAAAACAUACGCAGAUGAAGUUCAACUGAUUAUUUCAUGCAAGAUCUCGCAUUUACAACAUUAUCGUUUUGAUGCCAUUUAUUGCGUGCAAGUUCUAGAGAGAAAUAACUUUCUGAUCUGCUGAUAUUAUGUCUCUCAGUUAUCCUUAUGUUUUAUUUUCCUUGGAAGUUUAUCAAAUGUUUCUUCAUUCACUCUCAAAUAAUUUGUGUAAGCCUUUUCGUCUGAUCCAUCUAGCAAUGUCCUGGCCCACUAACACCUUGGUGCUCUUGACCACUUUUUUCGUGUUUUGUUAUUUUCAUUUUAAACCACCUACAAAAAAAUAUAUAAAAUUUGAGGUUAGGAAUUUGUUUACAUAUCUCCACUCUGUAUCGAGAGGCGUAAGGUAGGAAUUUGUAUUCGAUUACAUGAAAACUUAUUUACUUACUUAUUAUAUUUUAUUGUGAUUUAUUAUUAUUUUGUUAAGUAGUAUGUCAAUAAAAUUAAAAUGUAUGUCAGUAAUAAA